Durusdinium trenchii is the source of this 776-nucleotide messenger RNA. Lineage: Eukaryota; Dinophyceae; Suessiales; Symbiodiniaceae. The record is from the annotation of a GenBank genome assembly.
UCUUUAUAUCAUCUUAUUCGCACCCAUUCCCUCGUCAUGUCCUGGAACUGGCGCUGGUCCUACAGCUCCUGGGGAUCUGAUUGGACCGCAACGGCUGGAACGCACGAACGCUACGGCUGGUGGACGCCGGAGACACCAGCUGACCGGCCACCGGAGGCUGAAGCCUCCCAGGUGGAGGCGCCCAGCGUGCCGCGCGCGGGUGGGGAGAGGGAGCGGAAGGACCUGGCGAUGCAGGAGCCCUACGCGGAGGAGCUGCGGCAAUGGCUGCGGAGCAUCGACGCGUCGCUGGAGGAUCGAUACUUUCCGAUCCUGGAGGAGCACUAUGAUACCCUGAGCCAAAUCAAACGCGUGUACCUCUUCCACGACGAAUCCGGACCUCACUUGGAUGCUCAGUUCUUCGAGGACAAUCACAUCGAUCGACCUCACCAGCAACUCUUCCGCGCUGCUCUCGAGCGCGGACUGAGCCGUCUCGACCGAGCCGUCUCCGCCGUCUCAGCGACGUCGGAACUGCCGGAAAAGGAAGGCCCUGCGACGGCGGGCGACGCGGCCAACGCGGGAAGUGCGGCAAUGGACGCAGCAACUGAAGCUGCGAGCGAUGCAUGGAAGAAGGAGUGGAGUAAGGAGGACUGGUGGCGGUGGAAUAAUUGGAGCCCUGGAUGGAACACCUGGAGCUCCGGAUGGAACACCUGGAGCUCCGGAUGGAACAGCUGGUGAUCCAAAGCGCGGGAAUCGCCUAGCGAUCGUGAGCGAGUGCGGCUGACCUGCGGUUGGUUCAC